Phyllostomus hastatus (greater spear-nosed bat) is the source of this 4550-nucleotide messenger RNA. RefSeq names its product mucin 6, oligomeric mucus/gel-forming (gene MUC6). The coding region runs from base 78 to 4433 and encodes 1451 amino acids. The record is from RefSeq and is a predicted model, not a curated record. The transcript has 34 exons. Gene Ontology annotation, molecular function: protein binding. NCBI's taxonomy places the organism in Eukaryota, Metazoa, Chordata, Mammalia, Chiroptera, Phyllostomidae. Gene Ontology annotation, cellular component: extracellular matrix.
AUAGGUGCCGCUAGCCUGCCCGGCGUUCAGCGGCGGGAGGGGCCAGGUCCCGCGGCGACCUCUCUCCUGCACUCACCAUGCUGGGGCCGCAGCUGCUGCUGCUCCUGUCCUGCGGGGGUGCCCUGCUCUGCGCCGGUCUGGACGACGCCUCCUCCACCCACCCAGGCCUCCAGGGGCCGAAGAACUCCUCACAGACAGCUCCGGGCAAGGGCUGGUGCUCCACGUGGGGGGCCGGCCACUUCUCCACCUUCGACGGCCACGUGUACGACUUCGAGGGGACCUGCAACUACGUCUUCGCGGCCAUCUGCAAGGACACCUCGCCCACCUUCAGCGUCCAGCUGCGGCGAGAGCCUGGCGGCAACAUCUCCCGGGUCAUCGUGGAGCUGGGGUCCUCCGCGGUCACCGUGCAGCAGGGGGGCAUCUCCGUCAGGGACGUGGGAGCCGUCAGCCUGCCCUACACCGGCAGCGGGCUGCAGAUCGCCCCCUUUGGCCAGAGCGUGCGGCUGGUGGCCAAGCAGCUGGAGCUGGAGCUGGUGGCGGUGUGGGGCCCGGGCGCCCACCUCAUGGUGCUGGUGGAGGACAGGCACAGGGGCAGGAUGUGCGGGCUCUGCGGGAACUUCAACGGCAAGAAGAGCGACGAGUUCCUGAGCGAGGACGGCAAGCUCCUGGAGCCCCGCAAGUACGCGGCCCUGCAGAAGCUGGACGACCCCAACGAGAUCUGCGCCCACGAGGCCGUCCCCGGCCCCCGGGUCCUGCGGGCAGAGCAUGCCCAGACCUGCGCCCAGCUGCUGACCCUGGUGGCCCCCAAGUGCAGCGUGCCCACGGAGCCCUUCCUGCGGAGCUGCCAGGCAGACCUGGCCACGUGUGCCCAGCCAGGCCGGCAGGGCUGCGGCUGCGCCACGCUGUCUGAGUACUCGCGCCAGUGCAGCCUGGCCGGCCAGCCCGUCAGCCGCUGGCGGGGCCCCGGCCUCUGCUCCCUGGGCCUGUGCCCGGCCAACCAGGUGUACCAGGAGUGCGGCGAGGCCUGCGUCAAGACCUGCUCCAACCCACAGCACAGCUGCUCCAGCUUCUGCACCUUUGGCUGCUUCUGCCCGGAAGGCAUGGUUCUCGAUGACGUUUCCAAAAACCUCACCUGCGUGCCAGUCGCUCAGUGCCCCUGCAUGCUGGGCGGGGUGGCCUACGCCCCCGGGGAGGUCACUGCGGACGCCUGCCGCACCUGCCAGUGCACCAUGGGACACUGGAAAUGCGAAGAGCGGCCCUGUCCCCGGAGCUGUGCCCUGGAAGGCGGCUCCUUUGUGACCACGUUCGACGCCAGGCCCUACCGCUUCCACGGGACGUGCACCUACAUCCUCCUCCAGAGCCCGCAACUCCCCGACGGGGGCUCCCUCAUGGCGGUAUACGACAAGUCUGGGUACUCGCACUCGGAGACCUCCCUGGUCGCGCUCAUCUACCUGUCCAGCCAGGACAAAAUCGUGAUUUCCCAAGACGAGGUGAUCACCAACAACGGAGACACCAAGUGGCUGCCAUACAAGACCGGCAACAUCACGGUGUUCAGGCAGACGUCCACCCACCUCCAGAUGGCCACCACCUUCGGGCUGGAGCUCGUGGUGCAGCUGCGGCCCGUGUUCCAGGCGUACAUCACCGUCGGGCCCCACUUCAGGGGCCAGACCAGGGGGCUCUGCGGCAACUUCAACAGGGACACGACGGACGACCUCACCAGCAGCAUGGGCGUCGCCGAGGGCACCGCCUCACUCUUCGUGGACUCCUGGCGGGCUGGGAACUGUCCGGCCACCCUGGAGCGCGAGACCGACCCCUGCUCCAUGAGCCAGCUCAACAAGGUGUGCGCGGAGACCCACUGCGCGGCGCUGGUGAACAAGGGCACGGUGUUCGAGAAGUGCCACGCCGUGGUGAACCCCAAGCCCUUCUACAAGAGGUGCGUGUACCAGGCCUGCAACUACGAGGAGACCUUCCCGCACAUCUGCGCCGCGCUGGGGGCCUACGCCCGCAGGUGCGCCUCUCGGGGCGUCCUGCUCUGGGGCUGGAGGAGCAGCGUGGACAACUGCACCGUCCCCUGCACGGGCAACCAGACGUUCAGCUACGACAGCCGGGCCUGCGGCCGCACGUGCCGCUCGCUGUCCGACCGCGCUGCCGAGUGCCACCCCAGCGCCGUUCCCGUGGAAGGCUGCAACUGCCCAGAGGGCACCUACCUCAACCACAAGGCUGAGUGUGUGCGCAAGGCCCAGUGCCCCUGCCUCCUGGACGACCGCAAGCUCGUCCUGGCCGGCCAGUCCACCGUGGUCAACGGCGCCAUCUGCUACUGCACGAACGGGCGGCUGAGCUGCCCCGGGCGGCCACGGGCGCUCCUGGCUUCCUGCCCGGCCCCCAAGACGUUCCAGUCCUGCAGCCAGUCCUCCGAGAGCAAGUUUGGGGCGGCCUGUGCCCCGACCUGCCAGAUGCUGGCCACUGGCACCCCCUGCGUGCCCACCAAGUGUGAGCCCGGCUGCGUGUGCGCCGAGGGACUCUACGAGAACGCCAGCGGGCAGUGUGUGCCCCCCGAGGAGUGCCCGUGCGAAUUUGCGGGGGCUUCGUACCCCCGGGGUGCCGAGCUCCACACCGGCUGUAAGACCUGCACCUGCUCGAGGGGCAAAUGGACGUGCCAGGACGGUGUCCACUGCUCGUCCACCUGCACCCUCUAUGGAGAGGGCCAUGUGGUCACCUUUGACGGGCAGCGCUUCGUGUUCGAGGGCAACUGCGAAUACAUCCUGGCUACGGAUGGCUGCGGCACCGACGACCCCCGGCCCACCUUCAAGGUCCUGACGGAGAACGUGGUGUGCGGGAAGUCGGGCGUCACCUGCUCCCGGGCCAUCCGCGUCUCCCUGGGGGGCCUGUCCAUUGUGCUGGCGGACAGGAACUACACGGUCAGCGGGGCCGAGCCCGACGUGCACUGGCGGGUCAAGGCGGGCUCCCUGCACCUGCAGCUGGACAUCACCAUCGGCAGCAGCUACAACCUGACCCUCAUCUGGAACAAGCACAUGACCGUCUCCAUCAAGAUCUCACGGGCCACACAGGACGCCCUGUGCGGCCUGUGCGGCAACUACAACGGGAACAUGAAGGACGACUUUGAGACGCGCGGCAAGUACGUGGCGUCCGACGAGCUGGAGUUCGUGAACUCGUGGAAGGAGAGCCCGCUGUGCGGGGACGCCAGCCUCGCGCUGGAUCCCUGCAGCGUGAACGCCUUCCGCCGCGCCUGGGCCGAGCGCAAGUGCGGCGUCAUCAACAGCCAGACCUUCGCCGCCUGCCACAGCAAGGUGUACCGCCUGCCCUACUACGAGGCCUGCGUGCGCGACGCGUGUGGCUGCGACACCGGCGGGGACUGCGAGUGCCUGUGCGACGCCGUGGCCGCCUACGCCCAGGCCUGCCUGGACAAGGGCGUGUGCGUGGACUGGAGGGCCCCCGACUUCUGCCCCAUCUACUGCGGCUUCUACAACACGCACGCGCGGGCGGGCGCCGGCCAGUUCCGGUAUACCCAGGAGGCCAACUGCACGUGGCACUACCAGCCGUGCCUCUGCCCCCAGCACCUGCAGAGCCUCCCAGACGCCAACAUGGAAGGUUGCUACAACUGCUCCCAGGACGAGUACUUCGACCACAACGCGGGGACCUGCGUGCCGUGCGUGCUGCUGCCCACCACGCCGCCGCCGCCGCCGCCGCCCACCACCACAGAGUCGCCGCGCUCGAGCUCCAGCACCACCACACAAGCCACAUCACCACUGACGCCCACCGCAACUCCCAGGACGACGGCCACGGGACCGACCGUGACACAGGCCACGACCCAGCCCACAGGACCACUGCUCAGCACAGCCACGCGCUCCACAGCACGUUCGACAGCGCGCACCACAGCCGGAAGGCCAACCCCAGCGACGCCAGGGACAGCCACGGGGCCACCCAAAACGCCCGCGGGCCCGUCCACCACAGCCAGGCCGCCAGGGGAGGCCUCACCCACAACAGAGCACACGACACCUCACCAAACCACAGACCCACCAGGCCACGGGACACGGCCAACGGAGCCACUGAGAUCAACGGAGACCACACCAGGUUCUGGGCCAGACAAGACAGAGCCACCUAUGCCCACAGAGGUCUGCAGUGUGCGGGAGCACGAGGAGGAGGUCACUUACCAGGGGUGCACAGCCAACGUGACCGUGACCCGCUGCGAGGGCGUCUGCGCCUCCUCCGCCAGCUUCAACGUGGGCACCAGACAAGUCGGCACCCAGUGCAGCUGCUGCCGCCCCCUCAGCUCCUACGAGAAACAGCUGGCGCUGCCCUGCCCAGACCCCGCGGUCCCGGGGCGGCCGCUGGUGCUCACGCUGCAGGUGUUCCGGCACUGCGUGUGCGGCCCCGGGCGCUGCGGAGACGCAGCCCCCUGGGUGAGAGAAUGAAGCACCACCCCCAGCCCCCAGCCCCCCUCGUGCUGCCCCCAGCAGCCCCUUUCCAAGCGUGGCCUCGAAGAGCGUGGGGUGCAGCCCACCCAGGCACCUGCGGGAAGAAGCCGCUGG